AAUGAUUCGUUACGUGAAAGUCCACCCUUAGCUACGUUACUAUUGGUUUGAAUCGCCUGACACAGGUCAAUGUUGACGGAGUUUCGCCUUGGCGUUUCGCGAGCGGGGGGGUGAGGGAGUCCCUGUUCUUGGCAUCCCCGAACGCCCCCGUAAAAUCCGUAGGAGAACUUUUCUCUUCAUCGUGUUAUUCAACUUAGAACGCAAACGGAAGAUUCAACCAUUGCCUUAGGCAUUGGCGUUACCCAAGAUUACGAGCAUUAGCCAUGUGGAUAUUGCUCGUUAGGAUUUACACCUUGUGCGUGAAAGUGCGUGCAUUUCAUACGUACCAGGGAUCAGGACCGUCGUCUUGCCAUCCGGUAAUCUCCGUAUGGUAUAUCUUGGGUAAUGCUAAUGCCUGAGGUAAUGGUUGAGUCAUUUGUUUGCGUUCCGAGUUCAGUAACGCGAUGAAAAGAAUAUUUCUCGUACGGAUUUUAGAGGGGACACUUUCAGGCUUGAACUUGGCGUCACGGGCCACUUAUUCCGCCAUUUUGACGCCACCUACAAGGGGUCACGGUUCAAGUUUCCAUACUGAGAGGCGAAGGAGUGCAUUCGAGAGGUAACCCAGUUACGAAAAUUCAGAUGAGGAAAUAUUGCGAUGAAGUUUCGUACAGUAGAAGGUUUGAGCUUCAAAAUUGUUUUUGAAAACCCUCGAUACGGUAAGAGGCUCAGUAGGGGUAUUCGAUCAAAGAUUUAUGGACAAUAAUCACUUCAGAGUCGCGUAACUCGUGUAAAAAAAAUCGUACUAAAAAUUUGAAGAACGCGUUUCGAAGGGGACACUUCAACCUUUGAAAUGACAUUGGAAAAAUCUGAAUUUAAACACCAAGUCACCCGGUGCAUCUUCUCAAAGUCAAAAGUUUACUUUACGUUUUCGACAUGAGUUGAAUCAAAAGAGUAUAACUAGCGAACAACACUACGCAAUCCAAAUUUACCGCAAGCAUCCGAAAGGUGAAGCUUCGAGCUUCAAAAUGCAUUUUUUUGCAACCCCUUACCCCAAUUUUUCGAGCAGCUACGACGCUUCGAAAUUGGACGUUUUUCGGAGCGAGAACAAGGUGAUCCGGUCAUUUUUAUUCGCUGUGUAUUACAAACAAAAUUCUCCAUACGAAGCUUAUCUAUUGGAAUCAAACUGCCGCAUAUGCAUAUUAGCACGUUCAAAUUCAAACGAACGGAUGACAUCGCCGCUUCAGUGCGGCUCCGCUGCGUUGUCAAGGGUCUCUAGUCAACGGCACAGUCAACAGCGUCACCUGUUGUGCCGAAGACUUGUCUGGAGAAGGAUUCGAAUGAAAUCGCUGAUGAUUUUGAAAAAAAAUGGUCAAUUUCCCCGUUGCUUUGGAGCUCUAGAUGUAAAACACCAAAUUCUCCAGGCACCCAUGUGUAAUAUCACCAAUGAAUAUCGGAUCCUAGAACAUUGCAUUGCUUCGUUUCCGUUGCUUCGAAAUGGAAAAAUUCAUAAUUAUUUCAUUAAUUGUCAAUGCCCCGAUGAUGUGCGGUUCAGGUAACUUCAAUUGAAAAGGAAGCAGCGUGAUGUGUUUGACGAUAUUGCAUUUUCUUCAUUCAACAUUGCAAGAAUCGGGUGAACAUUCGACACAUGAUCCACCUACUGAAAAAUAGUUACCUUCUGACGGUGACUCUACUUACAGUAUGUUGCUGUGAACACAGAUGGCCUCCAACGGACGUUGGAUUUUCCAUCUGAUGAAAGUGACCAAAGUUGCCAAUGGAAGUUUGAGAUGUAGCAACUGUUCUACCCACACUGUAUUCUGCUACAUCAGAAAUUACGUUAUCAACUUUUCACUCCCAACCAGGUGCAGCUUCUUAAAACUCAAGAUGACUACAAGAACAUCUGUUACUGUACAGUGCAUUGCUAGAAAUAAAACUAACAUUGAUGGUGUCUUUUAUUUCGAAUACCUAUCUAUGUAUUACAGAACAUUGCGAUCACUGUUGCAUCACAGAGAUCAAAUAUUAUGAUGCUUAUGACACAUAGCAAUAAAUAUGGGGCAAAGUACUCCACUUACAUGUCACACUUACACCUAUAUCACGACCAUUGCACGAUGACAGAUGUUGUACUUGUUGAUUAUAGACGAAGUGAAUAAACGCUGAAACAAAUGAUUUUCCCACAAA
This is a messenger RNA of Athalia rosae (coleseed sawfly), 2154 nucleotides long. RefSeq lists its product as uncharacterized. Bases 1696 to 2001 code for a protein of 101 amino acids. The record is from RefSeq and is a predicted model, not a curated record. The transcript has 2 exons. Lineage: Eukaryota; Metazoa; Arthropoda; Insecta; Hymenoptera; Athaliidae.